AUGUCUUCUCUGAGCAACACGCCUAACCACGUUUCCACGAAGGGUAAACAAACAAACGAUAUAGAUUAUUUUUCGGAAUACUUAAAGUUUUCAACUCAGACAAAGCAGAACCCAGCAUCAAUGCCCUUGGCACCGGUGAAUGAAAACCACAAACAGUCUGCCAAGGACCACCAAAAAUGUGCCAAUUCGAUAUCCUCGCUUACCUCAGACUCCACGCUCGUCGACUCCGCCAACGAUGCGGUGCACCCUUCUGAUGGGCGAAACCUUUCCAUCGCCAGCACAGAGACCUUAUUUGAGCCCUCCCAGCUGAUGUCGCUCAAAAUAAACGAGGAAGAGGAAGAAGGGGAGGAAGAUAAGCACAAGUCACAGUCACAGCAGCCAACUCCGGUGAAGGCCAAAUGCCACCGUUCAACAAAAAGCGAGGCUUUCCACAUGACCAGGUUUUCCCCUGGUCAGCAAAAAUUCAACUCAAAAGAAACCUCAGCAAACACAACAGAUAUAGUCGACGGACGCACAUCUACAAGUGCUAAUGGUUCUACAUAUACACUGCCGCCAGCACUCACGCUAAAAAAAUUUCUUUCCAACACAGAGCCGGGCUCCCCGAGACCAAGCAGGUUCAAAGACGUCAAAUAUCCGCUACCAAAAGGAUGCUCCUUGAUUUCUGCUGAGGAGUCCUUUCGACACAUUGAGAAUUGGCGAGGCGUCGUGAGCGAAGAUGGAUUACCUAAUCUACUGGUUGUUGACGUCAGACCUUUCCAAGAUUAUUGCAAAUCGCACAUCAUCGGCGCUGUCAACCUGUGCCUGCCUUCAACACUGCUAAAAAGAGCUACCUUCACUUUGGACAGAUGCAUAGCGACCCUCACAUCGGAUGAAAAAGCACUGUUCACCAACUACUUGAAAAGGGACCGGGAUAAUUUACCGGUUUUAAUUUUUUACGAUAAUUCCACGGAUUCGACCCAAUCCGCCUCGCUUUCAGUGAGCAAUUUAGCAGCCAAAUUUGCCUCAUCUGCCACAUGGAGUGCACCCAUAUAUGUCUUGAAAGGAGGGUUUUCCAGGUUUCAGGAACAGUAUCCUUCUCAUGUCGAGUCUGGCACGUCUACUUCCAAGCCUAAAGUCAUGAUGAUACCUAGUCCAGAAAAAGCUUCCCCACCACCUAGAGUCACCGUUACGCUUCCAUCCCCCUCAUCCUCCAACUCCUCCAAUGCGGCGUCCGCAAAAAAACAACGCUUCUUCAAUGACAAAUCUCCUAUGUCGCACGGCCUUGCUCACUUUAUGCUCCCUGAUACCGCUGGCAAGCCAUUUUUCAAAUCUAGACAACAUGAGGAGUUUCUGACCGCCAGACCCGACAUGUCCAUGCAUCUUUCGACCAGCAUUACGUCUCCCGACAUGAAGAUUCUUCCAACUUGGCUCAGUAACGUCAUUGGUUCGGACUCAGGCGCCUCGGUCCUGUCACAUAAAUUCAAUGAAUUGCAGUCUCAGGAAGUCGAACGCCUCAACCAGGCUCUUUCCAGGCACUCUAGUGUGACGACGCCAAGCCCUGAGACUCCGUGCUUCUCUGCUGGGGUGGAACUUGGCAGAAAAAACCGUUACAAGGAUAUCUUUCCUUACGAGCACGCCAGAGUCAAGAUUCAAAAAUAUGACGCUGACGACGAGGAGUUGGACCAAGACGAGUCUUACAUCAAUGCUUCCUACUUGAGCUACCCUGGUUCGCAGCUGCGCUACAUUGCAGCUCAGGGACCUUUGGAAGAAACUAUAGGAGACUUUUGGAAAGUCAUUUUUGACCAUAAAGUGCCACUUAUCCUGUCCCUAACUGCCCAAAAAGAGAAUGAAGUUGAAAAGUGCGCCCCAUACUGGCUCCCAGGCACAUACUCUUCGAACGGAAUAUUCAUUAAGGUUGACCAACUGGAGGAGAUCACCGAUUUCAAACUCACAGAUAAUUCACAGUGCGAGACUGUAGCCAGAAGACUGCGGCUGAAAAUUGGUAACAAGCCAGAACACGAGGUAAUCCAAAUCCAAAUUCUCUCGUGGCCAGACUAUGGAGCGUUGAUUAGCUCCUCUGACCUAAUAUCGCUGGUGGCUUUCAAGAGAUACGUUCUCUCUCGCACACAGACGGAAGCAGCCCCAGUCAUGGUCCACUGCUCUGCAGGGUGUGGCCGGACGGGUUGUUUCUGCACAAUCGACGCGGUGAUCGACGUCAUGGUGAACAACCCUGAAAAAGGCAACGAGGAUACCGAUGUGGUGUACGAAGUCAUAUCGAAUUUCAGAUCUCAAAGAGUGUCGAUGGUGCAAAACCUGAGACAGUACAUUUUGAUCUACGACACCAUACUGAUGUUCAAAAAAUUGCAGUAUGGCGCAGCCAUUGGCGGGGAUGGGUUUAUCUACAAUUGGAGCGCCCACAAGUAUGAUAUUCUUGACCGUUUCUUCGCCGACAAAGAUGGUGAGCGCCAGCAUCAUAAAUAG
Molecule: messenger RNA, 2460 nt
Organism: Ogataea parapolymorpha DL-1
Lineage: Eukaryota; Fungi; Ascomycota; Pichiomycetes; Pichiales; Pichiaceae
Product: protein-tyrosine phosphatase
Exons: 1
Coding region: 1-2460 (819 amino acids)
Biological process (GO): protein dephosphorylation
Molecular function (GO): protein tyrosine phosphatase activity
Source: RefSeq, a predicted model, not a curated record